This is a messenger RNA of Syngnathus typhle (broad-nosed pipefish), 6230 nucleotides long. RefSeq names its product solute carrier family 10 member 3 (gene slc10a3). The record is from RefSeq and is a predicted model, not a curated record. Lineage: Eukaryota; Metazoa; Chordata; Actinopteri; Syngnathiformes; Syngnathidae. Gene Ontology annotation, biological process: bile acid and bile salt transport. Bases 3907 to 5448 code for a protein of 513 amino acids. Gene Ontology annotation, molecular function: bile acid:sodium symporter activity. Gene Ontology annotation, cellular component: membrane. The transcript has 4 exons.
AGUCAAUUCUAUAUAUGUCCGUGGACAGGGCGGGGUGACGUCUUGGUUCCGGUACAAUGGCUGCAAUGAAACAAGAAAUGUACGCGAUGUCGAUCCCUAACGCUCUUGUUUACACCGGAGACAACAAUGACAGUGUUUGACGUCGCGGAGUAAAAGCGUGGCAGGGGAGAAAAGUGUCUGCAGCGCCUGUCGAAGAAUACAAUGAGGACGCUAUUUACAUUGUGUUGUUUGUUCCUUUUUAUCAGCGAAGCGGACGGUGCGUGGGCCACUGCAAGUCACAUCAACCGCAGCAACCUCUCCGAUUUGACGGCAGAUAGCAGCAGCACCUGCUUGGAAGUACAGCUUGCUGUACAACCACAAGGAUGGAGUUGCCCCAGAAACAGUUCAGCCCACUAGAAUCAAUCCCUCCUUUGCAGUCUUCCACAGCCAGCCGGUCCCCAGGUGGAGAUUCAUCAGACAAUACUACAAAGAGUGCAGGAUCCCCCUUCAGUCUUUGAGAAGAUGCACAGGGUGUUGCAGCAGUUUUCACUGCACCCUUUUGUAAAACUAUAUCUUCUGAUUUUUACAAGGUCAGGUACCAUGAAUUGAAUUGAAUUCCUUUAUUGUCACGUUAACGCAGUGUUAACUGUGAAAAUCUGUUUGGCAGCUCCACAUUAAAGUCAAGUUAAAGUCCCAAUGAUCGUCACACACACAUUUGGGUGUGGUGAAAUUUGUCCUCUGCAUUUAACCCAUUCCCAUGUGAUUUUGAUCCAUCCCCUGGGGGAGAGGGGAGCAGUGAGCAGCAGCGGUGCCGCGCUCGGGGAUCAUUUGGUGAUCUAACCCCCCAAUUCCAACCCUUAAUGCUGAGUGGCAGAUCAUGCACAUACAUACGUAUAUAUAACAGUAUAAAGUACAGAUAAAAUGCAAUACAAAAAAAUAAUAAACAAGAAUCAAAUCUGCGUUUGAGCGAUCAAAGUGCACAAGGCGAGGGGGCUGGAUAUUGCACUUGUUGCUGUGUGUGUGUGUGAUGGGGGAAUCUGUGUCAGUCUUUGCAUGGGAUGAGCAGUGGUGGAGUGAUGGUUUUAACAGCCUGAUGAAACAAAACCGUUGCUCAAUCGUGAAGUUCUCAAUGUUAAGAAGCAGUACCUUUUACCAGAGGGGAGUGGGAAGAACAGGGCAUGACCAGGGUGUGUGGAAUCAAUACUGAUGUUUUUGUCUUUUUUAUUGAGUCGACCUGUGUUGAUCUCUUCAAGGGAGGGCAAUGUAGUCCCGAUUAUCUUCUCUGCCGUCCUCACCACCCGCUGCAGGUCCUUCCUGUCCUUUGCAGUGCAGCUGGUGAACCACACUGUAUAGCAGUAGGUCAGGAUGGAUUUGAUGGAUGCUCUAUAAAAGUUAACCAGCAGGGGGCGUGGAAUUUGAUGCUGUUUCAGCUUCCUGAGGAAGUAAAGCCUCUGGUGUGCCUUCUUCACCUGUUUCAAGGUGUGGAUGGACCAGGUGAAGAUGUGAAUUCCCAGGAACUUAAAGCUCUCCACUCUCUCAACCUCCUCACCUCUAAUAGAGAGGGUGGGUGGCACAGUCCUUUUGGCUUUCCUAAAAUCCACAAUUAUUUCUUUUGUCUUAGUGGUUAGUUGAGUUAAGUUCCAGGUUGUUCUAAGAGGACCAGUCGAUCAAAUGUUUGACCUCCUCCCUGUAGGCUGACUCAUUGUUCUUAAUCAGUCCUACAAUAGUGGUGUCAUCAGCGAACUUAACGAUGGUGUUUGUGGGAUGGAUGGGGAAACAGUCAUGCGUGAACAAAGAGAAGAGAAGCGGGCUGAUGACACACCCCUGUGGUGUUCCAGUGUUCAGUAUGAGUGUGGAGGAAAAGUGGUCUCGCAUCCUGACGCGCUGUGGUCUGUUCCUGAGAAAGUCCCAUAUCCAUGCACACAGUAAAAUGUCUAAGCCCAGGUUGUGCAGCUUUGUGACCAGCUUCUGGGGAAGGACCAUGUUAAAUGCUGAGCUGAAGUCCACAAUUAGCCUUCUCACAUAAGUGUUUCUCUGAUCCAGGUGAGUGAGGGCUGUGUGGAGCGCCAUCAUGACUGCAUCCUUUGUUGACCUGUUUGCUCGGUAGGCAAACUGGUACUGGCCGAUGUUGGCUGGGAUGGCGGACUUGAUGGAGGGAAGGAUGAGUCUCUCAAAGCAUUUAGUGAUAAUAGGGGUAAGGGUUAUUCUUGGGUAUAGGGACAAUGAUGGCAGAUUUAAGACAGGUGGGAACCACGGCCUGCUGGAGCGGGAGGUUAAAGAUGGUCGUGAAUACCUCCGCGAGCUGGUCUACGCAGGCUUUAAGUACCCAUCCCGGGACACCAUCUGGGCUAGGUGCCUUCCUUGCGUCGACUUUCCUCAGGAUCUUUCUGACCUGUUGUGGCUGGAGCUGUAGUCGGCUCUCAUCCGCUGGUGGAGCAAGGAUUGGGUUUUCCCUGCUGUGAUGGUCGAAGCGGGCGAAGAACUGGUUCAGUGCAUCUGGGAGGGUGCUAUCUGAUGGUACUGUGGCUGUGGUGUUGUACCCAGUCAGGGCCUUAAUCACUUGCCACAUACCUCUGGAGUUAUUUUUUGUAAAGUGUGUCUAUACGCUUUUGGUAGCUGUGCUUGGCCUUCUUGAUGCCCCUCCGCAGGUUUGUCCAUGCUUCCUGCUUUGCAAAACUGCCAACAACUCAGGAGCGCCGGGCCGCUGCGUCUGUGCGCGCCGCCAUCUUGCAAUAUCUGCAAGAAACCCAUGUCAGCAUUGCUGUCAAACAUAAAGGUAUGUGCGUGUGUGUGCGCGUGUGUGUGUGCGUGCGUGCCCAUACCCCACACAAUGUUUAGAACUGUAUGCACCCUUCUGUGCUUUGCAUGUUUUAGCCUAUCAUGCCUUCUGUUAGGAUACGGAUUUUAGCUAUUGAUCUGACUCCAAAUUGCGAUCAACACUUAACACAAGAAUUAUGUCCAAAUCCACACACUGUCGCACCUAACAAUUUUGCGAGUUCGUUCUGUCAAAGAGAAAACCAGUAGAUCAAUUAGGCCGAAUUUACCAAUUGUUUAAUCCUGACAAAGCAAGAUGUCAGGGUUUUCCAAACUAUCUUGAUCUAUGAUUAUGGUGGAAUGUAUAUAACCGGUAAUAAAUAACUUAGGUAGAUUAGUUUUAUGCUUACGUUGGUAUGUAACCGGUAAUAAACCACUUAAGUCUGUCCCAUCCUAAACAAUGUCGUAAAACAUCCCCUGCUCUGUUUUCCUAGAUGUCAAGAGCUUUAACUUGUUUAUUCAGUCUACUGUCACCCCCACCCUUUUUCUCUUAAUAAAGAUGGUCUUGUGGGAAGCGAGAGUUAGACUUCAUUCGACUAUCGCUGUGACAACAGCGACGAGUGAACUCUCCGCCUGCAGGUGCCCAAAACGACUAACUUGUCUCCGAGUGGUUCUUGCAAAAUAAGUUAGAGUGAGCACCACCCUAACAUUUUGGUGCCGAAACCCGGGAUCCCUCAUACCCGCCAUCUGGCUGACGGAGGACGACACGCUGCACACCGUCGACGGGCCAGCGUCCAUUUAGCCGGACCUGGUACAGAAAGACCUAGGAAGGAAAUUCUUCGCUGGGCCAGCAUCUUAAGUCUGCCUUCGUCUGACAGAUGUGGAUUGACGGGAUCCGGCUGAACAGCGAACCAAGGAGACAAGUCGACAAACCCAUCGAUCCAGGAGACUGGGUCUACAUCAAGGUCGUAAAAAGAAAGAACUGGCUCAGCCCACGGUGGGAGGGACCAUUCCAAGUCUUGCUGACUACCCCCACCGCAGUGAAGAUUGCUGAACGGCCCAGCUGGAUUCACCUCAGCCACUGCAAGUUGCAGAGAGUGCUGGACCCCUAAUUCGGAGUGGUGGGGAAGACUAACUUCAAAGGAGUCCUAUCGUUUAGGGUGGGACGUCUCAAUGUUGGUGAAGAAAACAACGAUCCCCACUCCGCUAGGCGAGGGGAUGUCCCGGUGUCUCUGCCAUCCUAGUAGCAACGGGGCUCCAUAUGCCAGAUGGAUCCUCUGCUGCGUUGUGGUUGGAGCGUGCUAUGGUCUAUGGACUCAUUUGAACAGACCAAGUGACAAUGUUGACCGUGGAAAACGAUGGUCACACGAUGAGAACUUUGAGGACUGGUCAUGGGACCCCAAAAACCCAUACGAAACCAACACGUGGUACCGGUACGUUAAGUUCACUGUGAGAGCCCACACACAGGAGGGAUGCUAUGUGUGUUCAAAGCUCCCCCCUUCCUCCACGCAAGUUCACUUGGAGGCCAGAGCAAUGAAUGUCACUGAAGCGAAAUGCAUGGCAUCCAUGGGAGGAGUUGGAUAUCAACACCCUGCCGUCAAAGUGAGUGAUGACGACCCUUUCCGCCCUGGACUUGUGGAAGGCACCUGUGAUAAGCUUUUCUGGACAAAUCUCAAUGUGACUGUUAAAGGACGAACAUUACCGCAGGUGGCCUACACAGAGCGGCGGCCUGGAGUGGACUAUACGUGUUACAUCCAAGGAAGUGAGACCCACAAAUGCAUUGACAGUGACUGCUCUCCAGGAGGAAACUGGAUGGGAGCUUUGGACAUCGUCACUGAGUGUCAAGAUAGGAGAGCCAUUUCAGUUGGGGAGGGCUCUCCGACUAACAUGUCUGCACCAUCGAACGGAACAUACUUCAUACAGAAUGGCUGGUGGCUGUGCGGUCACAAGGUUUAUCCAAUGCUGCCCGCCAACUGGACAGGAGUGUGUGCACCAGUGUGGGUGACAGACCACACCUACAGGAUACGACAUCGACAGCUGACGACAGCACGCAACUCUUCUGGACGUCAACGCAGAGCGGUUGCAACCUUUGACCCUCAUGACCCUAUCUGGGGUGCGAAUGUUCCAGGCGACCAUAAAGUAUGGUCCGUUGGAGACAAAGUUGUUCAUGCGCUUUUUCCCUGGGUCGGAAUUGGAAAACAAUCACUCUUCAUCGAGACACUGAACUAUCGUUUUCAAUCCUUUGCGAAUCUCUCACUACAAGUCAACGAUGGACAAAAUAGAGAGAUUCAGGCUAUUAGGCUGAUGGUCUUGCAAAACAGGAUGGUUCUGGACUUGUUGACAGCAGCACAAGGUGGUGUGUGCCACAUCAUUGGGACUUCCUGUUGCACAUACAUUCCUGGAGAAAAUGAUACACACAUCUAUGACGCCAUGGCUUCGCUGAAGAACUUACAGCAGGCCAUGUCAAAUGACAAAGUUCCACAACAGUGGGGUUUCUUUUCAUGGCUAUUCUCUGGCAACUGGUGGCAACUGCUUUUGAAACUAGUGUCUCCUGUGCUUGUUGUGCUGGUGUUGUUGUGCUUGUUUACAACCUGUGUUAUCCCAUGUUUGAAGUCUGCUGUGACGAGAGUCGUCUCUUCUACCGUAGCACACGUAAAUAUACAACUUCUUAGUCGUGACGGAUGUGAUGACCAUGAUGAAACGCGGAUUGCGUAGGUGCUAUUAUACUGGACGUGUUUUACAGAAACUUGAUGAUUUGACCAUCGAAAAUGCUUCGCAAGUGAUGGAUACAAUGAUGUACUGUUUCUGUGUUUUUCUUUUUAUUUUUUUGUUGAUAGCAUUCUGGUCGCCUAAGGCAGAGGGACCGUGUGUGACUUUUCCUGCAUAUUAACAUCGGCCAGCAGGUUUUUAGACCACACAAUAAGUUUAAUCUGGAGUAUUGAGGAAUGUCCUCAUCUUCACUGGAGGUUGUUGCUAUCAGUGUUUGUUGUUUUUGUCGUGUUUCACCCUACACGCUCCCCAAGCCGUCCGCUGUGAUCUCAGCUUUUUAUUGAUCUUUUUUAUUAUUGUUUUUUUAUUUUUGCUAUUCUUCUUUAUAUUUACUUACUUACUUAUGUUUGAUUGAUCGGGUUCACAUAAUCAUAUGAUAAAACAGGAGGGAGAUGUCAGGGUUUUCCAAACUAUCUUGAUCUAUGAUUAUGGUGGAAUGUAUAUAACCGGUAAUAAAUAACUUAGGUAGAUUAGUUUUAUGCUUACGUUGGUAUGUAACCGGUAAUAAACCACUUAAGUCUGUCCCAUCCUAAACAAUGUCGUAAAACAUCCCCUGCUCUGUUUUCCUAGAUGUCAAGAGCUUUAACUUGUUUAUUCAGUCUACUGUCACCCCCACCCUUUUUCUCUUAAUAAAGAUGGUCUUGUGGGAAGCGAGAGUUAGACUUCAUUCGACUAUCGCUGUGACAACAGCGACGAGUGAACUCUCCGCCUGCAGGUGCCCAAAACGA